Molecule: messenger RNA, 1621 nt
Organism: Sciurus carolinensis (gray squirrel)
Lineage: Eukaryota; Metazoa; Chordata; Mammalia; Rodentia; Sciuridae
Exons: 2
Coding region: 135-929 (264 amino acids)
Source: RefSeq, a predicted model, not a curated record
GCAGGCUGGGCCCCCCACGAUCUGACGCCGGCGAUCACGCCCCACAGCUCCGUCCAAUUAGGAAAAUGACCGCGAGGAGACGGAAAGAGGGCGACGAGGAGGGGGGUUGAGCCACGGGAGGCUGAAGACCGACCAUGGGGACCCCACCCGCCAUUCCCCCCACAGUCGGCGAGUGCCUUCAACAGGUUCCGGCCCCGGACGCAAUGACUCGGGUCGGGUGUGGGUCCCGCAACGCCCAGCUCAAGGCGGCCGGCUGCCCUCGGGGGCGCCCCAACACCCCCAGCUGCGCGCUCAGCCCUCCCCCAUCACGGCCAGCGGGGACGCGCAGCAACCCCACCCGCUCGGAGAGGCCGGUCCUGAGCCGGCGGAGAGAGCCGCCACGAAGGGUCAAUUAUUCAUGGGGCGCCUGGGCGUACUCCCAAGACCUGCUCUGUCCUCGGCUUCUCCGGAGAAGUGGGGAGAAGACGGGGGAAAAGUUCCCAGAGCAAAGUUGGUCACAUUUCUUAUUUUCCCAAGUAAGUAUUGAGCACCUGCUGGAUGCCUGGCCCUUGGAGUGGGGCUGCAACGGGGGAGGGAGGGAGAAACGUGAGGUCUUGGUGGGCCCCCAAGAGUUUCCGCUGGAAACAAUGCGAAGGAGCCUGACGCUCAGGACCAGGUCACCGGGAAGAAGGAAAGCCUGGAUUCUCUCCCCCCUCCUCUCUUCCUUCCCCUUCCCUUCCUCCCGGCUGCAUCUCCUUGGCUCCACCCCUUCUCCUCAUCAAUUCCUCCCACACUUCCCUGCUCUCCCUGGCUUUUCACUGGAGGGUCCCUUCUCCCAGCGAGGAGCAGAUGCUGAGCCCCAUUGUCUCUCCCCCAAUGACUGCAGCCUCCCAGGGACAGGACCUGCCACUCCUCACCCCUCCCCCAAGCCCGGAGGCCUGGGCCUUUAGAGACUGGAGCCCCAAGGCCACUGCCCCUCGCCCCACCCUACACCAGUUCUUGGUGCUGUGAGCAAUGACUCCAGUCACUCAGAACAUGAUUUAUUUCUCACUAGGAGUGAGAAAACAGAAGCCAGAGAGUUUGCUUCAGCAAGAAAGACACCAUGAUUUUGACAUCAGCACAUUGAGCCCCCAAUGACUCCAGAACCUUCCUGCAUGCCCUGUUAAGAGAGUGCUCAGGACACUCUCUUUAGGGCCUGCAGAAGUCACAUUUCUGUCAUUACCUGCCCCUCCUGCUAAAUACACCAAAACUGUAACCUCUAAACAAAGCAAAACACAGCUCUGAUACUCAAGCAUUCAUUCAACAAAUUCUUGCUAAGUACCUACUCUGCACCAGCUAGUGUACUAGGUACUAAGCACCUAACCAACAGCAAGACAGGGUCCUUGAUAUGGCUUCACAAGACAGAAGGGGAAGAAGCAAGAAAAAAUACAUAAUGUAUACAAGGGUAAACUAAGAAAAUACCUAAAGGGGUGACUGACCUGGGGUGUUCCUGGAAGGCUUCCUGGAGGAGGCUACAUCUAGAUAAGGAGACCUAUGUCAGACAAUGCAUGGGAGGAAAUAGCCUGUCCCCAAGGCAAGAGAGAACCUUAGAGGUUCUUGGAAUUGUUAAGAGUUCCAGUACUUGUUGCAGCAGAGAGUACCU